Molecule: messenger RNA, 2656 nt
Organism: Neurospora tetrasperma FGSC 2508
Lineage: Eukaryota; Fungi; Ascomycota; Sordariomycetes; Sordariales; Sordariaceae
Exons: 2
Coding region: 76-2421 (781 amino acids)
Source: RefSeq, a predicted model, not a curated record
GCCCCAGGUCGACCUCUAGCCCGCUGUAUCAAGUUCGUUUCAAAUCCGUGUUCAGUGGCUGAUCCGCCGAGGACAAUGUCAUCUAUUCAAGACCUAUCGCUGAAAGGGGCAGCUUCGUCCUCGUCAGGAGGGCCAUCAACACGGCCGUCCUCCCUACAAUUACAAUCACCUCUACCAAGCAUCGCCGUGGUUGAUAAAGAGCAACAACAACAACACCACCACCACCAGAACGCCCUGGAGUGGACGGCAGGCCAAGGACACGGCCUAGACAAUUCGAAUCCCCCUCCAGCGAACUAUCCAUAUUCGCAAUGGAACAGGCCGGCCGACCCUCGAACCUCGUCCACACAGUCCUUGGCCCCUUCGACCCCGACGGGCAGUUACAGGGACCCCAGGAGGACGCUGCUCGUUAUUUACAUUCAUGGUUUCAUGGGCAACGACUCCUCCUUUCGCUCCUUUCCCGCCCAUGUCCACAACUACCUUCGACAAGCCCUGGCCGAGACACACGUCAUCCACUCCAAAAUCUACCCCCGCUACAAGACUUACAAGUCCAUUACUGUGGCCCGAGAUAACUUCAGUAACUGGCUUCUGCCACAUGAGUCGCCCACCACCGAUGUCAUCUUGAUCGGCCAUUCUAUGGGCGGCCUGCUGGCUGCUGAAGUUGCUCUGUUGCCACGUCAACCUCAAGAUCCUCCAGCUUACGACGACUCUCCCUUUCGCCAUCGUAUCUUGGGGACUUUGUCAUUAGACGCUCCAUUGCUAGGCCUCCAUCCAGGUAUUGUAGUGUCUGGAAUUGCAAGUCUCUUCCGUAAGGGUCCGAGUCCUCCAGGUGCCACGAACGCGGCGCAAGAGUCUCACACGCUCUUCGCCCAGCAGUCGCCAGGGCUGUCACCAGAUGCAUCAAUUUAUUCCGAAAUCUGUCCUCCUCCGGAGGCAACUUCUCCCAUACCCAGGCCCACACCACUAUCAACAACGUCGUCUCCCUCAGCACCGGAUCCUUUCUUCAACCCAAAGUUCUUCAAUGACGUGUCAUUUGUGGACCGAGGAUGGUUGAAGAACAUAGCCCACUUUGCGCAAAAACACAGCCAAGAGAACCUUGUUGAGGCAGCUACUAACCACAUCAUAUCACACUUGGAGUUUGGCGGUUGUUUGGCCGACUACCCCGGAAUGAAGUCCAGGUAUAACAGGUUGAGGAGGCUGGAAGAUGUCGAUGAGUUGAAACAGUCCCCAAUAAAUAAUGAGCAUCUGGUCAGAGUGCGGUUCGUGAACUACUACACCAUAUCUACAGGGAUACUCAAGGAUAAGGAGUCUCGCAAGGGCAGUACUCCAAAGGUUGCGUCAGAGGUUGCUGCUCCAGAAGACGGCCCUUCGAAGUCGAAAAGGCUUGAAAAGGCUCCUGAGCACCGGGAAUCAUUCGAUACCGCGAGAUCUCAGACCUCGACUCCGCGGAGCUCAACCGAAGAAGAUUGGGAACUUACAGAGCUGGAACCCGUACCCGAACCAGAUGAUGGACCCGUCCAUGGGCGUGUGGAAGCGGAGGACAAACCCCCUGCAUACGUUUCUCACGAAGAGCUUGACAAGACUGCUGAACAUUCCAUCAGUAACACCAGCGGAAGCGGCAACGGCAACGUAACUGAGCCCAGCAUAGAAACAACCUCACUCCCUCUACCGGACCUCCCCCCGAUCCCAGACACCCCCUCGCCGCCACCCGCCAUAGACCUAAGCUCCAUAAGCGACAAAGACGCUCGUAAACAAGCCGAAAAGGACGCCAAGCAAGCACGGAAGGAGUACGAAGCAGCAGUUAAGAAGCGGGACAAGAUUCUAAAAGAGCGGUUGAAAAUUGUCGAAAAGCACGAGAAGGCGCAAGCCAAACUUGCAAGGGAUAUUCAAAAAGAGCAGGAAAAGCUGCGUAAGAACGCCGAGAAGCAGGAGAAAAAAGAUGAGAAGGAGUGGGGGCGGAAACAAAAGAAAGAAGAGAAAUUGAAGGCGGAAUCGACGGCGAGCAGGAUUGGUGAGUUGGAGACUCACCAUUUGGCUCAUAAUCAGAGUUUGGAUGGGGGAUCGUUGUCGGCGUCGCUAGGGACCCCGGCUGGUGAGAGCAGCAGCAGCGGGAAUGUAACGGGAAAGAACAAAAGCAAAAAAAAGGAGAAGGGAAAAAAACCGAAGGGGGAGAAAGAGGAGAAACAAAAACUCCGCAAAUUCUGCAUGCUACCCUCCAAGAUCAACGGCAUCAUGGACCCAACUUGGAUUCAAGUCUACAUGGAGGGAGUGGACGAAGUUGGUGCUCACUGUGGCUUGUUCUUCGCGGGGCCGCAUUACGAUAAGCUGGUGGGGGAUGUCAGCUCGAGGAUCAUGGGGUGGGUGCAAGAUGAUGCGAGCAGGAGGUUGUUGCUUGAGGGAAUGCAGGGAUUGGAUCUUGAUUGAGUGAGUGAGUGAGUGAGGGUCUUGUUGUUGGGGGGAGGGAGAGGGUAGAUUGGAGGAUGUGAGAAUGGGUACCGGGCGACGGGCAAGCAAUGGGGGAUUGAGAGAUAUAUGAUACGACAGACACUCAAUGAGACGAGGGGUAUGUGACUGGACCCUCCAUGACAGAUACGCAGGCAACAGAGGAUAGCUGAGAUAGUAAAGGACUGCGUAGCGUAAUGAACCAUUUAGUCUAUGC